This is a messenger RNA of Rangifer tarandus platyrhynchus (Svalbard reindeer), 360 nucleotides long. NCBI's taxonomy places the organism in Eukaryota, Metazoa, Chordata, Mammalia, Artiodactyla, Cervidae. The record is from the annotation of a GenBank genome assembly.
AUGAAGGCGCUCAGCCCGGUGCGCGGCUGCUACGAGGCGGUGUGCUGCCUGUCGGAACGCAGCCUGGCCAUCGCGCGGGGCCGUGGCAAGAGCCCGGCCGCCGAGGAGCCGCUGAGCCUGCUUGCCGACAUGAACCACUGCUACUCGCGGCUGAGGGAACUGGUACCCGGAGUCCCGCGAGGCACUCAGCUUAGCCAGGUGGAAAUCCUGCAGCGCGUCAUCGACUACAUCCUCGACCUGCAGGUGGUCCUGGCCGAGCCGGCUCCUGGGCCCCCAGACGGCCCGCAUCUUCCCAUCCAGACAGCCGAGCUCGCUCCGGAACUUGUGAUCUCCAAUGACCAAAGGAGCUUCUGCCACUGA